Molecule: messenger RNA, 1325 nt
Organism: Ricinus communis (castor bean)
Lineage: Eukaryota; Viridiplantae; Streptophyta; Magnoliopsida; Malpighiales; Euphorbiaceae
Product: probable aminotransferase ACS10
Biological process (GO): amino acid metabolic process; biosynthetic process
Molecular function (GO): pyridoxal phosphate binding; aromatic-amino-acid:2-oxoglutarate transaminase activity; L-aspartate:2-oxoglutarate transaminase activity
Source: RefSeq, a predicted model, not a curated record
AUGGAACAGCUAGUUGAGAAUGCAAGAGGAGCAAUACUGGGUGGUAGUGCAGGUGAGGAGUUGACUAUUACUGGGAUUGCUAAUUACCAGCCUUGCGACGGAUUAAUGAAGUUGAAAGUGGCUGUGGCAGAUUUUAUGUCUCAAAUCAUGGAAAAAGAAGUUCCCUUCGACCCCUCACAAAUAGUGUUGACAGCAGGUGAAACUCCUGCAAUUGAGAUGCUUAGCUUCUGUUUAGCAGAUGCUGGAAAUGCAUUUCUUGUUCCAACACCGUAUUGCCUAGGAUUUGAUAGGGAUGUAAAAUGGCGGACAGGGGUGGAUAUAAUACCUGUUCUUUGUCGUAGUGCUGACAACUUCAAUUUAAGUAUAACAGCGCUUGAUCGAGCAUUCAACCAGGCAAAGAAACGCGGUCUCAAAGUUCGAGGAAUAAUAAUUUCAAACCCGUCACAUCCUGUAGGUAAUCUGCUUAAUCGGGAAACACUUUAUAGCCUGCUGGAUUUUUCCAGGGAAAAGAACAUACACAUCGUUUGUAAUGAAAUAUUUGCUGGCUCCACUUAUGGAAAUGAAGAGUUUGUGAGCAUGGCAGAACUCAUCGAUUUAGAAGAUUCAGACCGGGACAGAGUGCAUAUAGUAUAUGCUCUAUCAAAAGAUCUGUCUCUGCCAGGUUUUAAAGUGGGUGUUAUCUUCUCCUCCAAUGAGAAAGUUGUAGCUGCUGCGAAAAAGCUGACAAGGUUCUCAUCCAUUUCAGCUCCAACCCAGCGUCUGCUUAUCUCUAUGCUUUCAGAUAUUAAAUUUGUUCGAGAUAUCAUUCAGACUAACAGGAAUAGAUUGCAAAAGAUGUAUGUUGCGUUUGCAGCAGGACUGAAGCAAUUGGGCAUUAAAUGCAUAAAAAGCAAUGGGGGUUUCUACUGUUGGGCUGACAUGAGUGAGUUAAUCAGCUCUUACAGUGAGAAAGGGGAGCUUGAGCUCUGGGAGAAAUUGUUGAAUUCAGCUAAGCUCAAUGCAACUCCUGGAUCUUCUUGUCAUUGUAUUGAACCUGGAUGGUUUGGGUUCUGUUUUACUACCUUGACUGAAAGAGACAUUCCUGUAGUUAUGGAUCGGAUUCGGAAAAUUGCUGAAACAUUUAAAUCUCUCAGUUGAAAUGUGCAGGCCAUUCGAAAAUGUUAGAUCGCAUACAGCAAAUUUUUGUUAGCAGUAGUUUGUUUAAUAAUGGUUUGUUUCCUCACCUGCACCACCACCCAGUAUUGCUCCUCUUGCAUUCUCAACUAUUCUUCUUCUUUUUGGAAGAGGAAUUUGAUAUAGACGCUAAAGACAUAUACAAAACUGAC